AUGGUAUUUCAAUUUUUCACGGCUAUAGGUUUUAAUCUUAAUCCCAACAACAAUACAAACAAUAAUAACACCUCUUCCUCUUCAUCUAUUUUUCCGUCUUGUUGUGGGAUUUUUUGCAAAAAAGCUAAACAACACUCUGCCACUGUUAGGGCAACCAAUGCUUGGUCAAACACUAAAGGCGGGGAAAAAAUAGAGGAAAAAGAGGAAAAAGCUGUGAAUGAAGAGAAAGCCAUGUCCUCACCCAACAACCCCACAGAAAUGGUUAUUACAACUGAACCUCAGAAACAACAAAACGGGGCAGUUAAUAAUGAAGAGAAAAAUGAAACUGCGGCGACUAAUGAACAAGAGCUUAUAUUUCGAAGAGAGGAUGACUGGACAGAAGAUGAGAUAAGUAAAUGGUGUCCAAAUGAAUAUGAAAGAAAUUUAGUAAAUCUUACGUGGAGUGAUGAUUUUGAUUUUCUCUAUGAAUUGGGAACUACUAUUUAUACGUAUAUUUUCGACCACAACCCUCAAGCCAAGCUUCUCUUUGUCAAGAUCCACCGUCACGGAGAUGAUUGGAGGCAAAGUGCUGAUUUUCGUACUCAAGCACUUAAAUUUGUCCAAACAAUUUCUUAUGCAGCAAAAAACCUUUAUCAUAUGGAGGAUUGUCUUCAAAUGAGACUUUUUGAAAUUGGGGAAAAUCAUGUAAAAUAUGCCAGUAGAGGGUUUAAACCUGAAUAUUGGGAUAUUUUCCUUGAUGCAAUGGAAUAUGCUUUGACUAACCACAUUGCUUCCACCCCCACACUUAAUGCACAGGAGAGGGCAGACGCUACAAGGGUUUGGCGGCAAUUAGCACAUUAUAUUAUUGUACAUAUGAAAUAUGGUUAUUUGGCAAAAGAGAUCCAAAAUAAUAAAGAAGGGGUAAAAACAUCAGUAUCAGAAACUUCCUCAAUUAAGCAUAGUCAAAGUGAUGCUAUUUUGUAA
Messenger RNA from Meloidogyne enterolobii, 963 nucleotides. NCBI's taxonomy places the organism in Eukaryota, Metazoa, Nematoda, Chromadorea, Rhabditida, Meloidogynidae. The record is from the annotation of a GenBank genome assembly.